Molecule: messenger RNA, 1521 nt
Organism: Conger conger (European conger)
Lineage: Eukaryota; Metazoa; Chordata; Actinopteri; Anguilliformes; Congridae
Product: inhibitor of growth protein 3-like
Exons: 12
Coding region: 128-1420 (430 amino acids)
Biological process (GO): regulation of DNA-templated transcription
Cellular component (GO): NuA4 histone acetyltransferase complex
Source: RefSeq, a predicted model, not a curated record
UCAGUUGGUCAAUGGGGGUUUUUUUCUUUCUUUCUGUGGCCGUUGUUGUGGACGGCGCAACAUAGAUUUCUUUUCUUUUUUUUCAUUUCAUUCGUUUUCAAGAGCAUACUAUAUCAAAUCGGCCAAAAUGCUCUACUUGGAGGACUACCUCGAGAUGAUCGAGCAGCUGCCUAUGGAUCUUCGCGACCGGUUUACGGAAAUGAGGGAGAUGGACCUGCAAGUUCAGAAUGCCAUGGAUCAGCUGGAGCAAGGGGUGAACGAGUUCUUCAUCAACGCCAAAAAGAACAAGCCGGAGUGGAGGGAGGAACAGUUGGAGGUGAUUAAAAAGGACUAUUAUAAAGCCUUGGAGGAUGCAGAUGAGAAGGUUCAAUUGGCCAGUCAGAUUUAUGACUUGGUGGACAGGCACCUGCGGAAGCUGGAUCAGGAGCUGGCCCGCUUUAAGAUGGAACUGGAGGCCGACCAUGCAGGCAUCACGGAGGUCCUGGAGAGACGCUCCCUGGAGAUGGACAGCCCCUCCCAGCCUGUGAAUAACCACCACGCCCACUCGCACCCCGCUGUGGAAAAGAGGAAGUACACCAUGCCCGUUCACCACACCACCGAACACGUCCCCGAGAAGAAGUUCAAAUCUGAGGCCCUGCUGUCCACACUCACGUCUGACACCCACAAAGAGAACAGCACAGGCUGUAGGAAUGGCAGCCUGUCCUCUCCCAGCAGUGUGUACAGUGUGAACUCCGCCCAGUCCCUCUCCUCCAAUAACCUGAGCCCCCUGCUCGCAGGGGCGGGCUCGGGGGCGGGGGCUAUCACCAUGGCAGCAGCACAGGCCGUGCAGGCCACAGCCCAGAUGAAGGAGGGCAGGAGGACCUCCAGCCUGAAGGCCAGUUACGAGGCCGUCAAGAACAACGACUUCCAGCUGGCCCGCGACUUCCCCCUGUCCCGCGAGACGGGCAGCGGCUCCUCCUGCUCCGCCCUGGCCUCCACCCUCACGCAGACCCUCACCCCGUCCUCCUCCUCCUCCUCCUCUUCCUCCUCCGCCUCCUCCUCUGAGCCCCGCGCUGGCCGCAAGACCAAAAGCAACACAAAGUCCUCGGCCAAUCACCAGUCCUGUAGCUCUUCCUCCUCCUCGUCCCUCUCGUCCUGCUCCUCUUCCUCGGCUCUGGCCCAGGAGCUGGCCCAGCAGGCCGCGGUCCUGCCACCCGAGUCUGAAGCCAACAGCCAGGAGUGGGCCUACGACCCCAACGAGCCCCGCUACUGCAUCUGCAACCAGGUGUCGUACGGAGAGAUGGUGGGGUGUGACAAUCAGGACUGCCCCAUCGAGUGGUUCCACUACGGCUGUGUGGGAUUGGCUGAAGCUCCGAAGGGGAAGUGGUUCUGUCCUCAGUGCUCUGCUGCCAUGAAGAGGAGAGGAGGCCGCCACAAAUAGAGCCCUGUGCCCACGGCAACAGAGGCCUCCCCCCCCACACACACACACACACACACACACACUCACACACACACACAACACGCACGCAGGCACACACACAC